CACACCACAACCCUCUGGAAGAUCUACCAUCUGAGUGUUGGGUGGGUUUCGCACUUCCCGGGACCUGGGUCGGGGUCGGAGGCACUGAGGGAUUUGUAAACUUGCAAUCAAGAUCACCCACACUGAGCCCAGGGUCUCCUCUUCACUGUUUGAUAUUUAUAGGCCUGUCUCUACUCCAAGGAUUACAACAAAAACUCGCCAUGCCUCUGGGAACACCUGCCCCUCAAAACAAGCGGAAAAAGCUCACCAAGAUCAUAACAGACCUAUCACAUAUCGCUCAGGAUGAGGGUGAGGCAGAGAAAGAGGAGCUGGACCUGGGAACAAAGAUCAGGACUCCUAAAGACAUCAUGCUGGAGGAGCUGUCCUUGAUGAACAAUCGAGGCUCCAAGAUGUUCAAGAUGAGGCAGCAGAGAGUGGAGAAGUUCAUCUAUGAGAACAACCCUGACAUCUUCACCAGCGACUCGAUGGACAACCUCCAGAAGUUUGUCCCCUCUCUGGGAGGUCAGAUGGAUGGUGGGAUGAUAAAUCUUGGUGGGCAUUUAGUUAGCAAACAGACAGGACAUCUGUACAUUGGACAGGCGGGAGGGCCUCCAGUGCCUCCUCCGAAGCCUGGCAGCAGAGGUGCAGGAGCAGGCGGAGCAGGAGGUGCAGGAGGAGCAGGAGGAGCAGGAGGUGCAGGCGGGCUGGGCCAAGGCGAUAGCGAUGGAAAAGGAGGAGGGUCGAGUGACUUGUCAGGAAAAGGUGGGAAAGGUGGUGCAGGUACCAAGCAGAUCCUUGUGAAGACGUACAUAUCACCAUGGGAGAAGGCCAUGAAGGGUGAUGAGAGUCUCAUAGCCACUCUGAAAGCCUCAAUGCCCGGUCCUAUUAGCUGUAAAGAUCUGCCCAAGUACAAGUGUUUCAACAGGAGCGCUAUGCCCUUCGGUGGCUUUGAAAAAGCCAACCAGUUCCUGAAAUUCCAGCUGCCAGACCCCGAGGCAGUCAAGGAGGAGCCUGAACCCCCAGUGGUGUACCAACAUGACGUUGGCUGUCGGCCUUCUUUCAACCGCACUCCCAUUGGCUGGGUGGGCAGCAGUGAGCCGAGCAGCAUUCACAUGGAGACGGAUGCUGUGCCCUUUGAUGGAGAGACCGACGAGCUGUGAAACCAUACUCAUACUGUGAUCACACCUGCUGCGCACAUACACACAUGCAAGCAUGACUGCAUGUUAACACAUUAGCAUGCACACACAGGAUAGAUGAGCUACAAUUAAUUGUUACACUGAUGAUUUGAAUCUCUCAGCAUGGAUAACUGAAAGCAUACGAUAUGUGGUCAUGUUGUCAAUUUACUCUGUAUUUGAGUGUAAGAAUAAGAAACAGAAUUUGGUUUAAAUGUGUUUGUUAAGUUCAAGAAUGUUACAGCUUUUGUCAUUGAGGCAAGAAUGAAUCAUGUAUGAAGGAUAGAUUGAUGCUGUGUUACUGUUGUGCAUGCUACCCUAAUGUGAACUUGUUACCAUAUUUGUUAUGUCAUAUUUUUUGUUGUUAUGAUUCUCUGAUAUGUAUUUAACUCCUACAAACCCUAUGAAGCUGUGUAUGUCCUGGUGCAUAUGCAGAGUCUGUUGCUGAUUCAGCUCAGUUUCUCCACAAUAAACUGUAACAGUUAUGUCCCCAGUCAAGGAGCUAUGGGAC
This is a messenger RNA of Salarias fasciatus (jewelled blenny), 1662 nucleotides long. It is a transcript of the gene myoz1a, whose product is annotated as myozenin 1a. The record is from RefSeq and is a predicted model, not a curated record. The transcript is spliced from 6 exons. Gene Ontology annotation, molecular function: actin binding; telethonin binding; FATZ binding. Lineage: Eukaryota; Metazoa; Chordata; Actinopteri; Blenniiformes; Blenniidae. Gene Ontology annotation, cellular component: actin cytoskeleton; Z disc. Bases 201 to 1139 code for a protein of 312 amino acids.